Eurytemora carolleeae is the source of this 1287-nucleotide messenger RNA. Its product is annotated as THO complex subunit 5 homolog. Gene Ontology annotation, cellular component: THO complex part of transcription export complex. NCBI's taxonomy places the organism in Eukaryota, Metazoa, Arthropoda, Copepoda, Calanoida, Temoridae. The record is from RefSeq and is a predicted model, not a curated record. Gene Ontology annotation, biological process: mRNA export from nucleus; positive regulation of DNA-templated transcription, elongation. Gene Ontology annotation, molecular function: mRNA binding.
CAGGUGUAUAAACUUCUGGUCCGCGGAUGAAGCAGUAAGCAUGGUUGAUGUAAACCAGUUCUAUGCUGAGGCUCCGAAAGAAAUCUCACAGCCCGAGAAAACGAAAGAUGAUCUGCACCAGCAGAGGUUAGCCCGGUUAGCCUGGGAGCUAGAGACUAGAAAGAAGUUAGACGCAGAAGCUCAGGAGCUGGAGGACGCCAAGAACCAGGUGGACACCCAGGUCCUCAAUAAGGAGGAGAAGGUCAAGGAUCUCGGUAAACAGCUCGGCAAAAUACUUAAAGCCACCAGACCGGUUCAAGAGGCCUUGAAUCUCAAACUGGACCUGGAGAGAGCUCAGAAAGGAUUAUCCGUCCUUCUACCAGAACCCCUCUAUAUCCUCUUCUCUCAGGCGGAUGCGUAUGCUAGGGGGUUGGAUUCUCUCUUGAAUGUUGAGAUCCAGGGAGAUUUCAACAAAGCCAAGAAGUUUAGAAUGGAUGUAGACGAUGAGGAUGAGGAAGAAACGGUGAACAAGAAGAAUAAGAUAUUUAGAGUUCAUCCUCUCUCAGUUGUUCUGAAAAUCAAAACUAAGGAUGACGAUGAGAUAGAUGUGACCUUCACCUACCUGGUCCAUCUAGAGAUAGUAACAGUCCAAGGCAGAGUUAUCCUCAAGCAUUUAUCAGCCUCAGCUGAUAUAUUAGAGGCUAGCAGUUUACUGACCCAGUUGUAUGAAGAAGAUGAUGGUUCACAGUCUCCUAAUCUUAAGAACGAAUAUCAACUCAAGGAAGCCGGUAUAAGUGGUGAUGUGGGUCCUAUGCUUCGUAAAACCGGAUUCCCCUUUGUCUGGGCGCAGAGACUUGCAGGAUUAAACUUCCUUGCCUCGAGUGGACCUGACAAAGGUAUUUCAUUCCUCAAUAUGCAGAAGACAGUUCAGAAGAUAAGAGAAAGGUUUGAGAGUAGGAUUAGUUUACAUGAACAAAUAGAACUCCUGGAGCAACCUAAAGGAUUUAAACCGGAUUCUAUUCCCCAGGAAAUCAUCCAGUUAUUUCCACUCAAAGUUUCGACGAAGUUAAAGUCCUGGAGUAGUAUUACAUGGGAGAAAUAUUGUCAGUUUGCUGAAACCUCAUCAGUUUGUGAGUCUGGUAGUGUGGAUUCAUCAGACUGUCUUUUCAAGCUGGUUCUCAACAGAGGUGUAGCUAGUCUAACUGGACUAGUCUGUAUAAAACCUGACUAUCCAAUGAGCUUGCCAGUAUUCUGUUUAUCCCUGCAGUGGAAGGACAAGUGGACGGCAGCUAACAAUGAAUGGAUCAG